Molecule: messenger RNA, 1548 nt
Organism: Macrobrachium nipponense
Lineage: Eukaryota; Metazoa; Arthropoda; Malacostraca; Decapoda; Palaemonidae
Product: glutamate receptor ionotropic, delta-1-like
Exons: 7
Coding region: 73-1101 (342 amino acids)
Cellular component (GO): membrane
Molecular function (GO): ligand-gated monoatomic ion channel activity
Source: RefSeq, a predicted model, not a curated record
CCACCUCACGUGUACUUUGAUGAGGAGAUAGACGACGGAUCUCCGUUGAAAAAAUAUCGCAUCUCCGGUACCAUGAAGUUUCUGGUUGACAUGGUCGCCAAGAAGGCUAAUUUCACGUAUGACGUAAUCACUCCACCUAUAGGUAGCUGGGGCUACGGUUAUCCCAACGGGAGCUGGGACGGCUUGGUGGGGACUGCGCUGAGAGAGGAAGCUGACUUCGCUAUAGGCCCGGCCGUGGUACUCUACAACCGAGCGUUAGUCAUAGACUACGCGGACACCUUGAUGGUAUUUUACAUUCGAAUUCUGGGAAGAAGAGGAAGCACCGAAGCCAACCCGUGGAGCUACGUCAUGCCUCUGGCGCCCUCUGUGUGGGCGGCAACGGUCGCAGCUUUACUCACGAUCUUUGCCAUCUUGGCUGUUCUCUCUAAGAUUAGUUGGGUAAAUGUGCCCCUGUCGCCUCAGAUGACCCCAAGCAUGUAUAUCAGGGCGAUGCUACAGCAAGACAUUCCCAAGGAUACAAACAUCAGAUGGGAGAGGGUGAUAUACGGCGCAUGGCUACUGACAGUUCUGGUGCUCAUAGAGGCCUACAGCGCCAAUCUAUUUACUCUCCUGGCAUUCCGUCGCGUUCCGGAGCCUUAUCAGUCUUUGAGAUCCGUGCUGGACGACCCUAAAGUCGUCAUGAUUUGGUUUGGCAACACUGCUUACACCCAGUUCUUUGAGGCAGCCGAGUCAGGCAUAUUCAAAGAAGUGUACGAAGCCGGUCGGAGGGGGCGCAUUACUUACAUAACUCCUCAGGAGUACGUCGAAACCGCCAACAGACUGGUGUCGAGGGGCGACCAUGUCCUUCUUCACCCAGAUCUCGCGAUGAAACUGUUCCUGACGGAGGAUUUCAUGGACAAAGGAAGCUGCAAAUUCUACUUUUCCAAAGAGAUGCUGAUCCCAAUGGCUUUUAGCAUGAUGCUCCCGAAGUACAGCCCUCUCAGAGAACCCAUCAAUGAAGGGAUAAGAGCCGCCGUGGAAGGCGGACUGUACGGCCACUGGCUGGAGAGCACCAUGACGAACCCCACGUCCUGCAAGACCCUCCGACGAAGAUCUACGUGAAUUCGGCCCUUGUCUCUGAUGAAUACCUGGGUAGGUGAGUUCGAAGUCGCAGGGGGAACACCGAAGCACUGAUUUGACAAAAGUCGUAGGGUGCUUGUUUCGUUCGAAACCUCCACUGCACUGUCGAUCCUAACUUGAUCCCAGGGGUGUUCUUCUACUGAAGGGUUUCUCAACGCUGCGAUCCCAGAAGAGGGGACGUAACUCUCACCCUCCCCCCACCCCCAAUCAAACCGACCACAGCAAAAUAAAUAAAUAACAUAUUAAAUGUUUAUAUAUACCAAGCAUAUAUUUCCCCCGGGAGUACUGCUGAAGAUGAAUCUCCACAAAGAAAAGUUUGUGCUAAUUGUUGAUAAUAAGACUGAGGAGAAGUCAUCAUCAUUAGAGAGAGAGAGAGAAGGCUUUCCGCUAUGUACUUACUUAUUUUUACACGAAUCCAUCAUAAACCAU